AUGCUUCUUCCCAUCACCCCACCUCGUCGUCCUACCACUUUACCACCUUCUCAAGACCCGUUUGAUACACCAUUGUCAACAACUCUUCAACUCCCUCUGGAUCCACCACAAUCUGCUUCCACCCCACAUUCAACUACUAUCACGCCUAGCACUACGACAGCAACGCCCAAUAGGGAAGUACGAACAGCCUACGUCGCCGAGCGAAGCUCCGCGGAUCUCAUCAACGUCCUUGAUCUUGUUACUCCUGACAAAGACAAAGACAAGAUGAUCGGUAGCGGUGGGAUAAGAAGUAAGACUAUAUCUCCACCUCUUACGCCUGAACGAAGUCAUUUCGACAAUCACAACCAUACGAACAACACUUCGCCUGUCACCAUGACAACGAAGACUCCUCCCUCUCAUCAUAGCAGUCCUGUCGGAUCGGGCGAACCUUUCAUUUCGCCACCUCGUCCACCCCGUCCUGCAAUAUCACCUUUGGACAUGGAAGAUGACGAGAUAGAACAGAUUGCCGAACAACCCCAUUCAUUAUCCGCUUUCAGACAAUCAUCACCCCGUGACGCCAAUAAACCUAAACCAGGGAUGGACCAAUCAUUCUGGAGAUGGUCCAAUGCUACUUCCUCAGUUGCUCAAUCAGAACAAAAUCAACAACAUGUUCCUGCUCCACCAUCAACCUAUACAUACGCAUCUUCGAUAUCACAACCGCCCGAAAUGGAUAAGUCAUUCCUUAGGAUGACCCGUACUACCAUUUUCUCAGAUUUCUCUGCUCCAUCCACUGUACCUGACAUUCCUGAUCCCAGCACACUACCAAUCCCCUUCAGAAGACCAUCCGCACCGAAUGGUAUGACAUUGCUUUCUGCUAUUCCAGAGUCGGCCGCUGUUAAUAAUCAAGAUAUGAACAAUAUCCACCAAUCGCCUAGAGGAGGGCAAUCGGAUGUCGAAGAAGAGAACCCCAAGCAUGAUAUAGAGAGACGUUCAAGUGCGGGCACAUUUGGGUACAAAAAUCCUAGAUCGAGCAUCAUCGGUUCAGUCAGAUCAAACUCGUAUGAAAAUCAUCGUACAAACAAUCACAAUCACGAUCCCCGAGUCAACCCUUUCUACCCUUCGCCACCACCUUCCACCUCAAGAUCUAGACCUAGACCUGUAUCCAUGUCGUCUGCAGCACCCAGCGAAAUGACAAUGAGUAAUGCCGCAUCUGCCUCGGCCUAUUCAGGUAGGGCUUUGGACGAUACUGCGCUAGAAGCUCGAAAGGCUUUAGGGGUAUUUACUCCGCCGAAAGCGAAGAUCAUCCAUAAACAUCAAGAGAGCGAAGCUGAGAUUGAGAAUUAUCUAAAGAAGGCUAGUGAGAGGAAUCAGAGGAGCAUUGUACCUUCAGACCAGCCUAGGGCAUCGACUCCUAUUAAGAAUGGGCUACAACCUCCCAUCGAACUUAGAGAUGGCGAAGGGGACGAUGAGGUUGUUGAUUUACCGAAGAAGUUGGUGAGAAAUGGAAAUAAGAUCGAGAGGAUGUUAGGUGAAGGUGCUGAGAAUGCAAGAGUGGUAAUGGAGAUGGAUAGAAGAGCCAUAGAAAGUGUCAUUGAACAAAGAACAGUCCCUUCUCCCGGUCUUCCCCCUCCUCUACGAAGCCAUAAACCCUCUGCGUCCAUGCCCAAUCCCGCGGGACCCCUCUCCCUCAAUAAUUCGUCUCGUCCCAUGGCGCACAACCGAUCCCAUACUCUCGCUCAAAAUGAAUCUCUUGCUUCUCCACCUUUGACAUCGCACGCUAAUACCCAUCUGAGAUCAGCUUCUAUAGAUUCACUACCUUCACUCCAUCCCUCAUUGAGCGAAUCUAUCAAUACCCUCUCAGGUCUCUUACCUGCAUCACCAACCAAACCCAGCAAGACAGAUAACAAAAUCUCGCCCUUUCCGCCUACAAAAGUGAACGUAGGAAGAUUCACAGACAUAAGAGCAAGAAAUGACCUUACCCCUGAACAACGUGCGAUUCUCUUACGAAGAACAAGGAAAUUGGAACAGAUGCUGGGAGAAGCUUUACCGGAGAAACAAAUUGAGAAGUUGGUUAUCGAUCCUGUCAAUUCAAGUUCUACUUACCUGACGAAGAAUUCUGAGGACUCAUGGCCAAAAACUCCACCUUCCUCAUCGAAGGUACCCGAAUGGGCAAGAGACGACGUUAUACCUCACAGAGCGAAAGAUUCGUCUCCUGAACCACACCAAAACCUCAAUGUUGUCAAAUCGAAAGGUUCUCUGGCGGAUAAAGCGAAAGCUGCCCUAGGUCUUGGAUCAGGAGCUGGAGGAAAAGAUGAUCUAAAGGUGUAUGUGUCUCGUUCACUUCAAGAAUCGCAUACGAUAUCAAGAGGUAAUUCUUUCAAUGAUAGUCAUCGAACUGGCGUGAAUCGAUCUUCGUCAGACAAUCAUACUCCGCCCGAUAAGAAUAAGCAUCAGAGUCCAGCGAGUUCACCUACUACACCUGCUACUGCUACGACUACUACUAGUUCAAGCUGGCCGACCGAUGAGAGGGAUGAGGAGGAGGUGAUAAGGAAGAAUAGGAGACAACAAUUGGCCAAGUUGCAUCGAUUAUUGGGAGCACCGAUCCCACCUGAAUUACUCAACCCCAAUAAUCCCACUUCACCAUCUUUCAACUCUACGUUCAACCUUCCUCCACCUCUGGGACUGGGAACGAACAGAUCACCUUCUCCCUCCCAGCAAUCGUAUAUAUCAUUCGAAGAUACCCCGACUCCAUCGAAAUGGUCUUCGAGGUUGAAAGUACCUCUCAACUCAUCCUCGUUCAAAAAGAAGGCAAAUUCGAGUUCUGUUCAAUUAGUGGCGGAUGAUCAGAGUUUCAUCGAUUUAAGUGAGAGUCGAUCGAAAGGUGGGAUGAGUAGGGAAGAGAAGAGUCUGGCUAGGAAAAGGGCGGCGAAGCUGGAGCAGGUAUUAGGCGACAAACCACCUCCAGAAUACCUACAUCACCAUUCAACAACUUCGACUCCCUUACAUUCACCCGUACCCCAACCCCGCGCUCAUCUGAAUCGGACCCCUACACCACCUGCAGGAACGGGUAACACCGCCCGACCUCAACCAGCAGGUAGCAGCGCAGACAGAGGUUCAGCUUACGAUGCAUAUGUGGCCUCACUCGAGGGGCUAUUGUAUCUCGUUGAGAACGAUCAGUCUAAACUGGGUGAGAUGAUGGACACCAUUUCUAUGGUAUCUCCUCCUAUAUCACCUACUAGAUCUCAGAGCCAUGGUGUUUCUGGUGGACAUAACCAUUCUAAAUCUUUGGAUUCGAAUGGAAGUAGGAUCAAAACUCCCAGUCCACCUUCACCAUUGAUAGACUCACCACAAAGUCCCAAGUCCUUCGAUCGGGAUCAUAAAUAUGAUUAUCUAGACUUUGAUGAAGAUGACCCGGAAGAAGUAGGAGUGGAUAGGGAGUCACAUCAAGCUAGAAGGAGAAGGAAAGGUAAAUUAUCGCAAUUUUUCGGUGAAAAUAUAAAUAUAAAUAUACCGCAUGAUGAAUUGCCACCUCCUAGAAAUCAUAACACCACCUUUGGUAGUAGUAAAGGUACCUGGACUAGAAGGAAGGAAACGUUAGAUGGAAUGUUAGUGGAAUUAUGGAAGAAUGUACAGUUCGAAAUUGGACGAGGGACGAUCAAAGUUGAUCAAGAACGAAAGCUCGAGGAGUUGUUGGGGUUGGUGAGGAGUAAAGAGAAUGGGUUGGGAGGUGGGAUGGGCAUAGGGAGUGGGGGAAGAGGUAGAGGUAGAGGUAGAUGGGAGAUGAUUUGA
Messenger RNA from Kwoniella mangroviensis CBS 8507, 3768 nucleotides. RefSeq lists its product as uncharacterized. Bases 1 to 3768 code for a protein of 1255 amino acids. The record is from RefSeq and is a predicted model, not a curated record. The transcript is spliced from 4 exons. NCBI's taxonomy places the organism in Eukaryota, Fungi, Basidiomycota, Tremellomycetes, Tremellales, Cryptococcaceae.